Molecule: messenger RNA, 3262 nt
Organism: Drosophila willistoni
Lineage: Eukaryota; Metazoa; Arthropoda; Insecta; Diptera; Drosophilidae
Gene: Achl
Exons: 1
Coding region: 372-2942 (856 amino acids)
Cellular component (GO): nucleus
Molecular function (GO): mRNA binding
Source: RefSeq, a predicted model, not a curated record
AAUAUAAAAACAAAAAAAAUUACGCAAACAGCAACAAAACAGCUGACGGGUUAAACGAACGUCAAUGAACGUCAGAGAGAGAGAGAGAGAAAGGGAGAGCAACAAGAGGAGAGAUUAUUACACAAAUGCAGUUAAAGCUUUGACUUUACUACAACUACUACAAGUGUAAGUGCAGCUCAAAAGCUUUGCCUGAACUUGAAAGUGAAAGUGCGAGAGACAGACAGAGAGAGAGACAGACAGACAGACAGACAGAGAGAGAGAAAGACUCUUUUGCUGGAGUGAUAGUAAUAACAAUAAUAAAAACAAAAAAACCAACUACAACUACAACUCAGACUCAGAGCAACAUCAUUAAUCAACGUUUAACGGUAAAAAUGAGCCAAUCACAGGAAUAUGAGGUAAAAUCAUCACCCCAAGCGGGUGAAGAGGGUCACAAAUUUAUAGUUUGCCCCGUAUUGACUGCGGUGCCGGUGAUGAAACCGCCAGCAGAGGAAACGAACCCCCAACAGGAGACGGCAGAUGAGGAGGAGCAACCAUGUUGUUCAAGUUCCUCACAAGCCAUAGUACCAUUAUCUUCAUCAUUGCCAUCGAAACUUUUGCGUUAUCAUGCCAAACGUUCGGCUCAAGCCUUGCUCCAACAAAUGGCCUCAUUGGACAGUCAAUUGGGCAGCAGUGCCAGCGGUGGCAGCUCAGCCGAAGAAUUACCCUCACCCACUGCGCCACCCAUGUCGCCGACGCCAAUGGAUCAACAAUUAUUGGAUGUGGGCAUGGGUUCCUCAAUUGGAGACUCUGAAGAAUCCGAAGAAGAUGAUGAACUAAAACCCUUGGCUGUGGAUAAUCACAUUAUAAAUGAAACCCAUGCGGAAGACUCACCACCAGCUGUGCUGAGUGAAGAGAAUCUGGAGAAAUUUCGUAAACAUCAAAUGGAUAAUAUCUAUUUGCAUCCAAAUUUCCAUUUGGAUCAAUCUCCGCCACCAGCUGUGGCGCCCAACAAUUCCCCUGUGGCCGAACCCAAACGUGUUCAUCGUUCAUUUUUGACCAUGAAAAAAGAAGCACCAGAACCCAUACAGAUGGAGCCAGCCGAAUCGGUGGAUACUCUGAAUGAAAUCGAUACAUUGGACCCUGCAAUGGUGCCCAGUGAUGAAUUGGCUGCGGAAAUUUCCGAAGCAGUUGAAUUCUAUUUCUCCAACGAGAGCAUACUGAAAGAUGCCUUUCUCCUCAAGCAUGUGCGUCGGAAUAAAGAGGGUUUCGUCAGUCUCAAGUUGGUGUCGAGCUUCAAGCGUGUACGCCAAUUGACACGCGAAUGGAAAGUGGUGGGCAAUGCCGUCAAGAGGAAAUCCAAAAAGAUUGAACUCAACGAUGUGGGCACCAAGGUGCGACGCAUUGAUCCGCUGCCCAGUUUCGAUGAGACCAUGCCCUCGCGUACCAUAGUGGCUUGUGAUUUGCCCAUGGAUAAGCUGACAAUUGAAAAAGUAUCCGAUUUGUUCUCCAAAUGCGGUGAGAUUGCUUUGAUACGCAUCCUCAAACCCGGCAUGGCCAUACCCGUUGAUGUGCGACAAUUUAUGAAUAAAUAUCCAGAAUUACAGCAAAAGGAAUGCGCUUUGGUCGAGUAUUUGGAAUCAUCGUCGGCUCGUGAUGCUAGACACUUGAAUGGUCCCUUCCAGGUCUAUGAAAUGGUGGCCCCUAAAAAGAAAACUGGCAAAAAGGCAGCUGUCAUUCAGAUUGCUGCUCCUGUGGCUCGUAUGGUUGAGAAUUAUCGUUAUUAUAAUGAAACCAAUAAUUGUGAGAGAACACGUGGCGGUAGUUUUUCAGGUCAUGAGACUAUGCCUGAUUUAAGAUUCAAAUUGAAGAGAAAUAAUUCCGAUUUUCAACCGAAUUAUUAUCAGCAGCAGCAGCAGCAGCAACAACACCAACAACAGGCCUACUACAACAAUCAUCAUCAUCAUCAAUUGGGCUAUCAGCAUUAUCAAAUGCCACGAGGAAGUCAAGAUAGUUCGGCUUCUGGUUUCUAUGCCUAUCAACCGAGACGUUAUAGUAAUACUUCAACUUUAUCGGCCAAUACGGCAGCAGCCGCCACGGUAGCAGGAUCAACAAUUGUAGAGCAGAUGCCAUCACCAACCAAUCCAGCACCCACUAUACCUAUUAGUAAUUUACAACGUGGUCUAUCCAAUUGCUCGGAGCAAAAUUAUCAGAAUCCCGUACAAGCCGAACAGCCAGUACGUCGUCCUAGCAAUUGCUCAGAGACUGGUGCUCCCCAGAGACGUGAUUCGAAUUGCUCGGAGAAUUGUCCAUGUUCGCGACGCGUCUCAGAUUUUGGUGAAACCAACAUUCAAGCCAAUAACAAUGGCAAUAACUAUCGCAAAACUUCUGUAUGCUCGAAUGGCAGCUGCUCGGGCGAACGUCGUUUCUCCAAUGGUUCCAUGCAAUUCGAAAGGACCUUCUCCAAUGCCAGCGAUGGUUUCUAUCGUCGUCCAUCGAAUGACUUCCAAAUGGAACGCGAACGUAGUGAUUCCGGCGAUCAAUUGGUGGGCGGCGGUGGUGGUGGCUAUCAGGUAUGGCCACGUCGUUAUUCCAAUAAUUUCCAACAAUUGACCAGUAAAUUGGCCAACUAUGAUAAUGCCCAAUAUAUUGGUGGUCGUCGCAUAUCAACCGAUUCGGGUUAUGAUCGUCGUUGUUCAUUUGGCUCCGAAUUCGAGGGUUCACCACGCUCCAGGACUGGCAGUUUCCUGAGUAACUACAAACAGAAUCUGGACUACGAUGGAGCACAGCCACGUUCAAGGACUGGCAGCUUCCUUAUGGAUGGCAAUUCGCCACGUUCACGUUCUGGGUCAUUUGCCCAACGGACUGCCGAAAGUUUGGUACGCACUCCCAUCGGACCCGAUGGUAGCAAAGGUUUUGGCCAGAGGGCCCGUAAAUUUGGCCAAACAGUGUCACCUGUAAAUUAGAAAAGAAGAAAUCGUUACAAAUGAGAUUGUUGUUUAAUUCAUAAUAUUAUUUUAUUUUUUGUUUUUGUUUCGAUUUAAAAAAAAAAAAGAAAAUGAAUGGCUGUACACUGUGAUGAUGUCCAACCCAACAAACACAUAACAAAAAUCAUUUAGAACCAAUUAAGUUAAUUAGUAGAUUAAGUUACCAAGAAAUGAAAUUUGUUCUUGCUCUCAAAAUUAUCAUAAUCGUUAACAAAUCACUGCCAAUUAAAUUUACUUCAUAUUAGUUAUCAAGAAAAUUGUUAAUAAUUUCAACUAACCUUUAGAAUAGGUAAAAUUUU